Messenger RNA from Trypanosoma cruzi, 819 nucleotides. RefSeq lists its product as uncharacterized. The record is from RefSeq and is a predicted model, not a curated record. Lineage: Eukaryota; Euglenozoa; Kinetoplastea; Trypanosomatida; Trypanosomatidae. Gene Ontology annotation, biological process: cellular response to misfolded protein. Gene Ontology annotation, molecular function: Hsp70 protein binding. The transcript has a single exon. Gene Ontology annotation, cellular component: endoplasmic reticulum membrane. Bases 1 to 819 code for a protein of 272 amino acids.
AUGGACAUCAUGGACGAUGCGGCAAUUGUGAGGCAUGUGUUGAAUAACCGCUCCAACUACUACCGGAUCCUUUUUUUAGAACGAGCCGCCACCACGGAGCAGAUUAGGGUUGCAUACAAGAAGAUGGCCCUUAAAUGCCAUCCGGAUAAAAACAAACACGCUGGUGCCAGCGAGGCAUUUAAACUAGUGGGUACUGCCAACGCCACGUUGUCAGACGCGACAAAACGCCACAUUUAUGACACGAGGGGCGUUCAGGGCGUUCAACAGCACGAAAGCGCGGAAGGUAACCGCGGUGGCGCUGCCGCUGCGCGACGUGCAUAUCAUCGACCAAAUGACAUAUUUGAGGAAUUAUUUGGCCGACAUGCCGGUAUGCAUGCCGCGGGGGGACAUGUGUACGAGACCGAGUUUCAUCCCAAUAUUCUGAUGGCAGCGCCAUUGCUGAUAUUUUUGUUCUUAGCAAUUCUUUUGCAGUCUUCUUUAACAGAAAUAAGCGAGUAUCAUGAUCCUCGCGCGGGUCGCCGUGAUAACGGCGCAAACACGUUCAGUCUUACACCGGAUCCGUUGCACGGGCAUGUGGUGGAGCGUAUGACCUCCCAAAAUGGGUUACGAGUAAAAUACUAUGUGCAUCGGGCGUGGGCGGAUCGAGCGGAACGCGGCUACGCGGAUGUGCGCCGCAUGGAACGAGAGGUCCUGAAGCAGCAACAAGAAUCCUUGGCACGUCGCUGUGAGGCAGAGUCACUAUCGUACAGAGCACGUGGAAAGAAAGACACGCCUCCCAUCUGUGUGGACUACGAGACGUUUCGUCGAGCGGCGCGUUGA